AAAGUAAUAUAAUAUUUUAAUAUCAAAAAAAUAUAUAUUAAAAUGUCGAGGGAGUCCGGUAGACGGUCCGUGGAUAUGGGCGACGUCAACCGAAGAUUGAGUAAAGGCAAAGCUAAAGCCACCUCCGACGGUUCGACCUCACGCGGACACGGUUCUCGAGGAAGACACUCCGUCUCUUCGUUUCCUACUGUCCCAGAUCAUUUAAUCGGGGAUGCUAUGACGGAUGAAGAAUUCAACCAGAUUUAUUCUGGUAGAGGAGACGCGAAUCUCCCCACUCUUGAUAGUCUAUUCGAGGAUGUUGAUGAAGCAGGACUGGAUAAUCUUGACGGGGACGAUGAGCCUACACCGCAAAGCAACGACGUCGACGCGGAGGCAUGUGAGCCCGAGACCUCUCGAGGUCCGGACAAAGGUAAGAAAAAAUAUAAAUCAGAAUUAUUUGUUUAUCAUUUUGACAAAGACACAAAAGAUGACAUAGUUUAUGGAACUUGUAAACAUUGCGGGACCGUCAUAAAAAUGGGAGUUUCCGGCAGUUAUGGCGGUCCGGAAAAACACCUAAGGUCGAGGCAUCCCGUGGAGUACGCCAAAUACGAGGCCAAAAAAAAGGGACGACAAGAAGUGCAAACCCAAAUUUCUCGGUUUGCUAACAGAGGUAAGGGCGGCCUUUUUGCUUAUAGCGACGAGCAAAAUAGGCAAAAAAUGGCCGAAAUGAUUUGUGAAGAAAAUUUGUCAUACAUGGACUACAAGCUAUGGGCGGAGUUUUGAUAAAUAUUAAAGAAGGAAUUAAAAAAAUUUGGGGGGCUCGUCUUAUUUCGAGAUCCUGGAAGAUGUUCUGUAAGUCUAAGGGUAAAAAAGAAAUAAGUUUUGCCAGAGAUAUCAACAUUAGAUGGAAUAGUACUUACAAAUUGAUUGCACAGAUCCUAAGAUAUAAAGAGGAACUUGCUGAAUUUUUUAGGGAUGAAUUUCGUAUAAUCAUUAAUCCUUUUGAAUUUGUUAUUGUUGAAAAAUUGAAUGCCGUAUUAGAAGUUUUUAAUAACGCAACUCUUACUUUUUCCCAUGUUUACCAACCAACUACAAAUACAUUUUUUAAAGAGUG
Cuscuta campestris is the source of this 1093-nucleotide messenger RNA. NCBI's taxonomy places the organism in Eukaryota, Viridiplantae, Streptophyta, Magnoliopsida, Solanales, Convolvulaceae. The record is from the annotation of a GenBank genome assembly.